This is a messenger RNA of Megalops cyprinoides (Indo-Pacific tarpon), 2341 nucleotides long. RefSeq names its product 6-phosphofructo-2-kinase/fructose-2,6-bisphosphatase 2-like. The record is from RefSeq and is a predicted model, not a curated record. Gene Ontology annotation, molecular function: fructose-2,6-bisphosphate 2-phosphatase activity; 6-phosphofructo-2-kinase activity; ATP binding. Gene Ontology annotation, cellular component: cytosol. The transcript has 15 exons. Bases 285 to 1700 code for a protein of 471 amino acids. Lineage: Eukaryota; Metazoa; Chordata; Actinopteri; Elopiformes; Megalopidae. Gene Ontology annotation, biological process: fructose metabolic process; fructose 2,6-bisphosphate metabolic process.
CCGCAGCACCGGCAGGUUGUCGCAGCGCCAUACAGUUACUUCUUCCUGGAUAGGGAGGGGCGAUUCAGAGUUGCAGAAAAAUGCAUUGAUCGGAGGCUGUACGUCGGAGAACAAAUUGAAACUGCAAGUUUAAAAGAGCGAAUUGAUUUAACGGCUACUGCAAUGCCCUCGUAACACCGUUUGUUGCAGUUUAUAGAAUUGCAGAGACCGUCUUGCUAGACUUCGAGCCCUCGGAACGGACGGACGGACGGACCAGCGGUGGCAAAGCUCUCCGACGUGUCACCAUGGCUUCAGGCACGCCGAAAGACUGCAGCCUGGCCAAUUCAACGGAGAGCAAAAAACCGGAGCCCAGAGUCAACGAGAAGAAAUGCUCAUGGGCUUCCUACAUGACCAACUCGCCCACCAUGAUCGUAAUGAUUGGCCUGCCAGCGAGGGGGAAAACUUACAUGUCCAAGAAGCUGACGCGCUACCUCAACUGGAUAGGAGUGCCUACCAAGGUGUUCAACCUGGGUGUGUACCGGCGGGAGGCUGUCAAAGCGUACAAGUCCUACGACUUCUUCAGGCACGACAACAAGGAGGCCAUGAAGAUAAGGAAGCAGUGCGCUUUGGUAGCUCUGCAGGAUGUCAAGGCCUACCUGAAAGAGGAGGGGGGACAGAUUGCUGUAUUUGAUGCCACAAACACCACCAGAGAGAGAAGAGACCUCAUCCUGAGUUUUGCAAUGGAGAAUGCAUUCAAGGUGUUUUUUGUGGAGUCAGUGUGUGACGACCCAGAGGUCAUUGCUGCUAAUAUUCUGGAAGUGAAGGUUUCCAGUCCAGAUUAUCCAGAGAGAAACAGGGAGCGUGUGAUGGAUGACUUCCUGAAAAGAAUCGAAUGCUACAAAGUUACAUACCAACCACUAGAUCCCGAUGAAUAUGACAAGGACAUGUCCUUCAUCAAGGUGAUCAACGUGGGCCAGCGCUUCCUGGUGAACCGCGUGCAGGACUACAUCCAGAGCAAGAUCGUCUACUACCUCAUGAACAUCCACGUGCACUCCCACUCCAUCUACCUGUGCCGCCACGGCGAGAGUGAUCACAACGUGCAGGGCCGCAUCGGGGGCGACGCCGAGCUCUCCGCCCGGGGCAAGCAGUUUUCGCAGGCGUUGCAGGGUUUUAUUGAGGACCAGCGCCUGCCCGACUUGAAAGUGUGGACCAGCCAGCUGAGGAGGACCAUCCAGACAGCCGAGGAGCUGGGCGUGCCCUACGAGCAGUGGAAGAUCCUCAACGAGAUUGAUGCUGGUGUGUGUGAGGAGAUGACCUAUGAGAUGAUCCAGGAUUCAUACCCAGAAGAGUUUGCUCUGAGGGAUCAGGACAAGUACCACUACCGCUACCCUGGAGGAGAGUCCUACCAAGACCUGGUGCAGCGGCUGGAGCCUGUCAUUAUGGAGCUAGAGAGGCAAGGCAAUGUGCUGGUCAUCUGCCACCAGGCCGUCAUGCGCUGCCUACUAGCCUACUUCCUGGACAAGAGUGCAGAUGACCUUCCGUACCUGAAGUGCCCUCUGCACACGGUUCUCAAGCUCACCCCAGUGGCUUACGGUUGCAAUGUGGAGACAUUCGACCUUAAGGUUGAGGCAGUGAACACACAUCGAGACAGGCCUGUGAAAACAUCUGUGGGCCGAACUCGGGAGGAAGCCCUGGAAACGGUGCCAGAGAUCCCGAAGUAAGAAGGGUGUUUCAAGGCGCUCUAACAGGACAGGGUGCCUGCCUGAGCACAGGCCAAGAGACCUGGAAGGGUGGAGAGAGGGGUCACCACUCUCGUCACAAAUGCCUUCGUUUUGGGUCUGAGAAUUCUGGUUCAGACUUGUCUGUUGUAAAAGAAGUGGUUUGUUUUUCCUUCACACUAGAAUUAACUGCCACAUAGUGUGCCACCUAAUUUUCCCCUCAGUUUUUUUAUCCUUAUUUUCAAGUACAGUCCCUGGAAGGGAGAUUUAAAGUGUUGCGUUGUGUCUUUCCCACAAAGUGGAAAAGGCACACCUCUGGUAAUGGUUGCCGGGACGUGGUAAAUGGAAUAGUACAGCUGUCAUGGUGCAAUAUCUGUGUUGUUGACAACAGGGCUGUAAUCCCCAGCCCUUUCAUCUGCAUAGCAGCCUAUAGUCAUUCAAAGAACUCAUCUACAAGUGCCACCCACGUCUACAUCAGCCAUUUCCUCUCUCUAUAGAAAACCAAAGCUGACAUAGCAAUCUGAAAUGCAAUCAUGUGAGUUAUGCCGUAUCAUUACUUACAGAGAAAGUGUUUUUGCAAUGCUGGCUGUAAUUGCCCCAAUCAUGUGGCCACUGGUAGCUUGCCAGUUUCGAUCACAAUUUAA